Molecule: messenger RNA, 7447 nt
Organism: Varanus komodoensis (Komodo dragon)
Lineage: Eukaryota; Metazoa; Chordata; Lepidosauria; Squamata; Varanidae
Gene: TNRC6A
Product: trinucleotide repeat containing adaptor 6A
Exons: 24
Coding region: 278-5842 (1854 amino acids)
Biological process (GO): miRNA-mediated post-transcriptional gene silencing; positive regulation of nuclear-transcribed mRNA poly(A) tail shortening
Cellular component (GO): P-body; nucleoplasm
Molecular function (GO): RNA binding
Source: RefSeq, a predicted model, not a curated record
GGUGCGCUUGCAGGCUGAGCGGUGGCUCCAGGGUGGGGUUUCUGAAUGCUUCGAAGCGUUGGCUUUGGCACCGUCCUGAGCUGGUCUGGUGAAGGGUUCCUCCCCGGCUUUGCUUAUUUCCCGAACAUCUUAUUUUCCAGCCCUCUACUACAUGCCUCAGAUAAAGUGGGCUCUUGCCUGCAGCAGUGUCUUCCUCAGUAAAUGACAGUUGGAUGCUAAAGCUACCAAAGAAUCUGAAAGAAGCAGGGAAUUGGUGCAAGACGAAGAGGAGCAGUUGAUGGAAGAAAGGAAAAAGAGGAAAGACGACAAGAAGAAGAAAGAAGCUGCUCAGAAGAAGGCUGCUGAACAAAAACACAAAGCCACGUCAGAACCAACAAAGCCGAGUGUCUGCAAUCCGCUCCUCGCCACCUCCACCAGCGCCACUUCCGCGGCAGCUGGGGGCACGGGUGCCAGUAAUAAUGCCAGGCGCGUCGUGGGCAGCAGUCAGCAGCAAGCGCAGCCGCAGCCCUCGCCUCGCUACCCUCCCCGCGAAGUGCCACCACGAUUCCGGCACCAAGAGCAGAAGCAGCUCUUGAAGAGAGGGGAGCCACUGCCCGGGAUCGCUGCACUCCUGGGGUCCGCAGCCAAACUGGUCAGCCCAUCAGAAAGGAGCACAGCAACAAGCGAGGAACCUGCUGCUGGGAGUGAAGGACAGCAGAGCAACCAAAACCAGCCAGAUCUGCGCCACAGCACAGCAGGACCCCAUUAUGAGAGCUCUGGCUGGGGAGCAGCCCCGUCCGGCAGUGACUCCAGCACAAAGCGGAAUGAUGCUUUUGUAGACGGCUUGGACAAGGAGACAUGGCCCUCGAUCACCGGCAGUGACUUGGAGCUGGUUCCAGAAUGUAUGGGCACUGACGCUGCCUCAAGCUCUGGGUCGGAAAAGAACCUCGUUACCAUGGCCUCCAGCGGUGACAUACGGAAUGGCCUUGGACACAGUUCUCAGACCAAGUUUGACAACAGUACCAGCAGCAAUAAUGUGGGCAGCGGAAGCCUCACCAGGCCCUGGAGUGCGGCUCUUGGGGCCGUGAUGGGCACCUGCCAGGUUCCCGCAGAGGCCUUGAACGGCAUUUCUGAAAGCAGCACCAACAGAAUGAAUUCUUGGGGCACCCUCGGUUCGCCCAGCGGAGAGCUGAACCCCAGCCCCUCGUGCCCCAAUGGCCACCACGGUGCCCGGCCUGCCUCGGAGCACAAUGGGCGUGCCCUGAAAGGGGCCGUGGGAGGCGGCAGCCCCAGCCUGGGCCCGGCCGGGAGCAGUCCCGGUGGGAGCGGCGGCCUCGGCAACUCCUGGGGCAGCCUCCAAGAAAGCUGUGAUUCCCAGGCAAAUGGUACAAGGAAGGUUUUGCGUGGAGGGCAGCCUCAGAACGCCCCCCCUGACAUGAACGGACCAAAUAGUAACACUACUAACUUUUUGACCUCUAGUUUACCAAACCCUGCUGGUUCGAUGCAGGUGACUGAACCGGCUCCGGGACCCGGGACCUGGUGCCUGAGCGCCAGGAGCGGUCGGUCUCCGCCCCAGGCCUCUCCAGUAAUAAAUGGCACUUCCGCUCUGCACCUGAGCAACGGUGAAGCAAAAAAUGUUGGGGCCCCUGGCACUGUGUGGGGCACUUGUGGCCCUGGCUACUCCAGAGAAGCCUGUCCAGAGUCCGGCAGCCGUGCCAGCGACAACACUGUGAAUGCAACGCUAACUCAGCCGGGGCUUGGCGGGGCCAGUGGGGACAACGGGGCAGGGGCGUGGGAGGUGGCUGGGGCAGGCAGCAGCCAGGGCACUCCCUGGGCGGGCGGAAUUGGGGUGGCUUCCGGGGAGGGCCGGAGGGGGCCUGGCCAGAGCACCAACUCAGCAGAUGGAGAGUGGAACAAGCUGCCAAGUACUCAGCGCUCCUCGGAGGGCACGAACGGAAACGGCAAGAAGUUUACAAACAUGUGGAAAUCUGUGGAAGAGGAGAGCGCCGCUGCUGAUCUGCAGAGUUUUGUGGUCGCUGCUAUCACCGAGCAGGACGGUGGGUGGGCCAAGACAAGUACUGGCGGGAGCGAAGGUCAUACCGAGAGCCCUGCAGAGCGAGCUGCUGUCGACGGGCCAGGCCGUGAAAGAAGGAAGGUCGACCACCAGGCGUUGCUCCAAAGCAUAGUGAACCGCACGGAUCUGGAUCCACGUGUCCUUUCCAAUUCUGGCUGGGGCCAGACCCCAGUCAAACAGAACACUGCCUGGGACACCGAGAUGUCUCCCAGAGUGGAGAAAAAGGCAGACAAUGGGACGGAGGCCUGGGGCGGCUGUGCGGUGCAGGCCAGCAGCUCGGGGGGCAUUGCAGAGAGGCCCAGCCUGAAUGGCGGCCAUGCGCCGCCUGCGCCCAGGUGGGGGGAACCAAAGCUGGUCACCAGGUGGGGAGACUCCAGGGCUUCCGGCAGCCAGGGGAGCUGGGAGGAGGGCCCUGCGGCUGCCCCCCCGGCCAAGGGCAGCCAGUCCUGGGCGGGGGGCAGAGAGGACCAGGCCGCCUCGCCUUGGGGUGAAGGGGAGAAGCUCAAGCAGGGCUGGGGAGACGGGCCGAAGGCAAACCCAGUGUGGGCAGCCCCAGCGGUCGAGGGCUGGGGGGACAACUCGCGGAGCAAUCACUGGGGCGAGGGGAAGAAGUCCAGUUCUGGCAGCAGUGACAGCGACAGGUCAGGGUCUGGCUGGAGGGAGUCGGGCAAGCCAAGUGCUGUGCCAUGGGGUGGGGGCAGCGGCCCCAAGCCCAGGAAGGCCUUGGGGUGGGAGGAGCCCCCUAAGCCCAACCAGGGCCAGGGGUGGGGUGAGCCCCCCAAGGCCGGCCGCUCGCAGAGCUGGGGGGAGGUGCCCAAGGCUCCCAGCUCCCCCGACUGGCACAAGCAGUGCGACACUGGUUGCUGGGGGGCGCAGGCGGCAAGUAAGCCCCCCGGGGUAGGGUGGCUAGGGGGGCCGAUGCCGGCACCCGUCCAGGAAGAGGAGCCCACUGGGUGGGAGGAGCCGUCCCCGGAGUCCAUCCGCCGCAAAAUUGAGAUUGACGACGGGACUUCCGCCUGGGGGGACCCCAGCAAGUACAACUACAAGAACGUGAACAUGUGGAACAAGAACACCGUGAACGGGGUUGGCCGUGCAGACCCGCAGGGACUGCUCUCGGGCCCUGGAACGGCGGCGGAGAGCGGCUCUGGUUGGGUGGAGCCGCCUCCGACACCCGCUGCGGUGGAUAAUGGCACGUCCGCGUGGGGAAAACCUGUUGACGCUGGUGCGAGCUGGGGAGAGUCCAUCGGGGAGGCCCUGAGCUCCAGCGGUUGGGGCAACGCAGCUGUUGGGCAGCCAGCUUCUCAGAAGCCUGGACCCAAGUCUAUGCAAGUUCCAGACGGCUGGUGUGGAGGCGAGAUGCCUUUGACGGGAGAUAAUCAGGCCAGCUGGGAGGAAGAGGAUGAAGUUGAGAUCAGAAUGUGGAACAGUAACUCAGUGCAAGAUACGAGUGUCUCUUCACACUGGCCGCCUUGUUCCAAAAAGCCUCCCUUGAAGGGAACAACGAAAAAUGGAAACAAGCAAGAGGAGAUGUGGAUCAACCCAUUUGUGAAGCAGUUUGCAAGUCUGGGCUUUCCUAGAGAAUCACCAGAAGAAUUGAUGCACAGCAAUAAGAUGGACAUAGCUGGUGGAAUUUUGGCUGACAAGCGAGCAGAAAUGGAGAAGCACAGUCUGAAUGUUGGUGAAUACAGUCGGGUGACAGGGAAAGGCCCGAACUCCCGUCCCCAGAUUUCCAAAGAGUCUUCCGUGGAUCGAAUUCCUUAUUUUGAUAAGGAUGGCCUUGUUGUAGCUGACGAUUCCCCAAACGUGCAGUUCAUGUCCAGUCAGAAUGCGAAGCUUCCCUCUUCCAACAGUGCACUACCUAACUACCCCCUCGGUUCUGUCACAGGGCUGGGUAUGCAAAACUUGAACUCUGUUAGACAGAAUGGCAACCCCACGAUGUUUGGAAAUCUAACCGCACAGCCCCGAAAUAUGCCGCAGUCUCCAGCACAGUCCAACCCCCGUGCACAAGUGCCUCCCCCGUUAAUCUCCCCUCAGGUCCCUGUCUCGCUGCUGAAAUACACGCCCAACAGCGGGGGGCUGAAUCCACUCUUUGGCCCGCAACACGUAGCCAUGCUGAACCAACUCUCCCAGCUGUCUCAGAUCUCCCACUUGCAGCGGUUGCUGGCCCAGCAGAGGAAGAUACAGAACCAGAGGAGCGUGCCUGCCGGUUGCCGUCAGCUGGAGCAGCAGAGCCGCUCCCUCAGCCUGCAGCAGCAAGCAAUGCAGCUGGACCCGCACCUGCUCCUGAAGCAGCAGCAGCAGCAGCACCUGCCCCCGUCGCAGCAGCUCCAUCAGAACCCCGUGAAGUCCUUCCUGGAGAGCGUCGUGUCCCCCGCCACCCCAGAGCUGCAGAAGGCGCCUCCACACAUGGGCGCAUUCAGCAGCUUUCCCACAGGAUUGAACUCAAACUUGAAUGUAAAUAUGGACGUGGGCCACAGUAUUAAGGAGCCCCAGUCCCGGCUGAGAAAGUGGACGACUGUGGACAGCAUUUCUGCUAACACAUCACUGGAUCAAAAUGCCAGCAAAAAUGGUGCUAUUCCAAGCGGCUUUAGGCUGGAGGAAGCUUCCUUUGUCCCCUACGACUUCGUGAACAGCAGUCACGCAUCAGCCAGUCCUCCAGGAUCAAUUGGGGAUGGCUGGCCACGUGCCAAAUCGCCGAACGGCCCUAGCAGUGUCAACUGGCCGCCUGAAUUUCGCCCUGGUGAGCCGUGGAAAGGUUAUCCAAACAUUGACCCCGAAACUGACCCUUACAUCACUCCCGGCAGCGUCACCAACAAUCUGUCCAUUAACACUGUGCGGGAGGCUGACCGUCUCAGGGACAGGAACAGCGGGUCAUCCUCAUCUCUGAACACCACGCUGCCUUCAACUAGUGCCUGGUCAUCCAUUCGUGCCUCCAACUACAAUGUUUCCCUCACCAGUACAGCACAAAGCACUUCUUCAGCCAGAAACAGUGACUCCAAAUCAACGUGGUCUCCUGCUUCCAUCAACAACUCCUCUUUGGCUCAUGAGCUGUGGAAGGUUCCUUUGCCCCCCAAGAGCAUGGCUGCCCCGUCGCGCCCGCCGCCAGGGCUGACUGGCCAGAAGCUGUCGCUGUCUGCGUGGGAUAACUGCGUGCGGCUCGGGGGAGGCUGGAGCAAUUCGGACGCUGGCUACACCCCUGGGGCCAGCUGGGGCGAGAGCAGCUCAGGGAGAAUAACCAACUGUCUUGUCCUGAAGAACCUCACGCCUCAGAUCGACGGCUCCACCCUGCGGACCCUCUGCAUGCAGCACGGACCGCUGAAGACAUUCCACCUGAAUCUCCCCUGCGGCAAUGCUCUGGUCCAGUACGGUUCGAAGGAGGAGGUGAUGAAGGCACAGAAGUCUCUCCACAUGUGCGUCCUAGGGAACACUACAAUUCUUGCAGAGUUUGCCAGCGAAGAGGAGAUCAGCCGCUUUUUUGCACAAGGCCCGUCUCUGACCCCUUCCCCGGCCUGGCAGUCCCUGGGCGCUGGCCAGAACCGCCCAGGAUCCCUGGAUGGCUCCCGCGCGUUCUCCCAUCGCAGCGACCUGAACACUCACUGGAACGGGGCUGGGCUGGCGGGGACGAGUGGCGGGGACCUCCACGACGCAUCCCUCUGGGGCAGCCCAAGCUAUUCCACAAGCCUGUGGGGCUCCCUGGGGAGCAGCGAGGCCGGGGGCCCAAGCAGCCCGUCCCCCCUCCACGCAUUCCUCUCCGUAGACCACCUGGGGCCGGGUGGGGAGUCCCUGUGAGCACUGCGCCCCCCCCCCCCCGGUGAAUGAAGUGCGACCUCAAAGCAAGCGCGCCGGGCCGGACUGCUCCCACCCACAGCCUUCACCUGUGGAAAAGGUUACGUUGUGCACAUGUCUCCACUUUGAUCUAGCCCAAAACAUGCCAGUUUGAAUACUUGAAUCAUGCAGGCCAAUGUUAUAAUGUGAAACGUUAUGGAUGUACACUUCCAGAUAGUGUUAUACAGCAGAUAGGCAAGCCAACAGACAGCCCUGCGCAGGAUUGGCUUGCUCCUACGUGUGACUUUUUCUUUCUUUGCAACAUGCCGAUGUUGGAGUUUGAGCUUGUAUAGCUUUGCACAGACUCUGCCCUUUCUCCCCUCCCGCAAUAUUCGAGGUGGCGGCGGUGGCAGCUCUUUUCCUAGAGGACCGACACGUGUUCCUUGCUUCGGACCAGGGUGUGCCCCUAUGCCUUGCUGUCCUCUUGCCUGGCCAGCCACCAGCAGUGAAGUGGCAGCCCUGCGGCGCCAAACAAUCGAGUGAGACGACUAACUUAGGAUUGUGAAUGAAAAAGUGUUGCACCUGUUUGUUCAUGUGGAAUUAAACUAAAGAAUGGCGCUCUGCGGUUUUUGAAACUGCACGCACAGCUGUGACUUGCAGCCCAGCCCGCCUGCCAGGGCCGGGUCUUGCACUUUCCAUAGGUUUUGUUUUCGUUUGGUUCUUUUCAGAGCCUCCUGCGUUGGGGCGCUGCCUUGUUUACAGAAUUUUUCCUUCUUUCUUUGUUUUGAGAAACAAUGUUUACUCUUCCAUCACUUAAAUAUUUUUUAGAAACAAAAAAUGUGGAUGAUAAAGAUGCUUUCUAUCUCUGGGAAAAAACGAGCAGUGUUUGGCCAUGUUCCAUUUGUGUUUUUCUAUUCCCACCUCCUAAAUCUAAGAGCAUGGCUCUCAGGAAAACCAAGAUCCCCAGUAAAACUCCUUGUAGUUUCUUAUAGGAACAUACCUUUAGCACUGAUUAAUACUUGCUCUGUAAAACUUCUGCCAAAAAUUGCUUCAAAACGCUGGAGUUGCCAUCAUUUGCUUUCUGAUGCUGUCUUUUUAAUAAUGUGGGGUGGGAAGGGUCAUGCUUGGCUCUCAAUCGGUAGUUUCUUCCCUGUUUUGCAAAAUCUGCCCUCUCGCACCCACCUCCCCCCAUUCUGCUCUUCCUGGUCUUGUGACUGUGUUCCAUGUUUAACCUUCAAGCUGAAGUAACUAUGCAGACUGUAACCAAGGACUUGGACUUACAGAAUUUUGUUGUAUAAAUUUUAAAUGUUUAAAGUUCUUGCAAAUACUUUUCUUGUGAAAGUGUUAAAUCAUCUUCCUCUUUUUUGCCACAAAUGGUAUUAUUACCUGAUGCUUGUUUAGUUAGAGGAUGAAAGACUAAACAAGGAUAAAAAAACCCUUUUAAUUGUGCCGAAAGAUGCUCUCAUUUCAUUGCCUUGAUUCUAACUGUUGUGUCUGAAGAUGCAAAAGUCGUCAGUGGCUUUUUAACUGUUUACAAAUAGAGUGUGAUGGUAAAAUGUACAGUUUGGAUUGUGCUCGAAUUAUGAAGUUCCUCCAGAUACUAAUAAAUCAUGACAUUUUGGCUGCUUA